CUUUGUCAACAAAGACAAAAGCACAUUGGAUUUCCAAUACCCUAUUUCCUCCACUUUCAUCCAUUCAUUCAUAUCUGUCUCUUUGUUUCCUUGUUCCUACUUUCUGCUUCUUCAAGUUUCUAAGCUGGAUAUCAUCUUCCACUCUGCAAAUCAAAUCCAACCCUUCAUUACCCUCUUCCUUCUUUCUCUGUCAUUCCAAUUCACAUCAAGAUUCAUCCUUUCUUCUCUUCUUUGGGUGUAUUGUGCUGCGCUGUUUCAUCCUCGAUUCAUGGCCGCUGCUGCUUCUGCAGCUACUGUUUCACAAGUCUUUCAAAACCAUCACAGUGAUAACAAUGGCGUUGAAGUUAGCAGGCAAGAGAUACAGGCCGCCAUCGCCAAGGCUGUGGAGCUCAGAGCUUUACAUGCAGCUCUCAUGCAAGGAAACUACCCUCCAAAUCUCAGAUACCCUUCUUCUUCUUCUUCCUCCCCUGUUUCACGCCCUUUUCCUCUUUUCUCUGCUCAAGAUUACCCUGUUUUCACUCCUAGUUAUGAAGAUGAACCACUAUCUGGAUAUCAUACAAAUAACCAAGCUUUAUCUGAAAGUUGGGAUAAAUAUGGCACUGAAACUGGAUUAUCAGAUUAUAAGCAAAAGGGAUUUUCUCCUGCCUUAGAAUCCCAUAUUUGUCCUGCUGAAGACCAAAGGUCUGUCACUGGCUCUUGUGCAAACCACAUAACUGUCCUACAAACAUCACCCUCCACUAGAAGUAGGAGAAACAGUAUGGGGGAUUUCAAGUCAGUAUCAUCUUGCAAUAGAUGCAAGCCUGCUGUUAUAACAUCUGAAUCCGAGAAUGUCACCAGGCCGGUCAAGAAUUUGGAUCCCGUUGUGCCACUAUCAGAAUCCCAUUCAUCUGUUCAAUCACAACCCAGGAAUCGUGGGGUGAUUUCACGGUUAUUCCCUCGGUUAAAAAAGAAACAGAAGAAUGAGAGUUCGCCUAACCGAACAGAAUCUGAGGAAGUUUCUCAAUUAUUGAAGGACUCUGGCAUGUUGUCGAUUGAAACAUUGAAGAAAGAGUUGUUAGAAGCGAAUGAGAGUAGAGAUGCAGCCUUGAUGGAAGUUGCUGAGGUGAGAUCUUCACUAGGAGAGCUCAAGCAGAAGCUGGAGUAUUUGGAAACGUAUUGCGAAGAACUCAAGAAGGCAUUGAGGCAAGCAACGCAAACAAGGGAUUCUCAAAUCAAUGAAAAGCUAGGAAAUUAUCCUAGGAAGGGGAAAGGCAUAGAUGGGAAUGAAGAAAACUUGAUGCCAGUCAGUGAGGAGGUAAUGGCAGAGGGUUUCUUACAGAUUGUAUCGGAAGCAAGAUUGUCAGUGAAACAAUUCUGCAAAACACUUAUUGGACAGAUUGAAGAGACUGACAAUACUUUAAUAGAGAAUUUGAAUUCUCUUCUUCGACCAUAUAAACUUUCAUUGAAUUCCAAGUACUCUAAGGCAGUAUCAUACCAUUUGGAAGCAAUUAUAAACCAAUCAUUCUACCAGGACUUUGAGAACUGUGUGUUUCAGAAGAAUGGGUCACCAAAGCUGCUGGACCCUCAACAAAAUCGCCAAGCUCAAUUCUCAUCGUUUGUUGGGCUUAGAAAUCUAAGCUGGAAUGAAGUGCUGAGGACAGGGACUAAAUGCUACAGUGAAGAGUUCAGCAAGUUUUGUGAUCAGAAGAUGAGUUUGAUCAUUUCAACCUUGAAUUGGACUAGACCAUGGCCUCAACAGUUGCUUCAAGCAUUCUUUGUUGCAGCCAAAUGCAUAUGGUUGCUGCAUCUGCUUGCGUUUUCAUUCAACCCUCCACUGGGGAUUUUAAGGGUGGAGGAAAAUACAACCUUCGAUCCACAUUUCAUGGAAGAUAUGCUCAUGGAAAGGCAAAAAUCUCAUGGACCCAACCGAGUAAAGAUCAUGGUGAUGCCAGGUUUUUAUGUUCAGGGAAGGGUUUUAAAGUGUAAGGUGAUAUGCAGAUAUAAAAUUGCAGCUUGAUUAAUUUGCUACAAA
Molecule: messenger RNA, 2011 nt
Organism: Gossypium arboreum
Lineage: Eukaryota; Viridiplantae; Streptophyta; Magnoliopsida; Malvales; Malvaceae
Product: IRK-interacting protein-like
Exons: 2
Coding region: 269-1996 (575 amino acids)
Biological process (GO): protein folding
Source: RefSeq, a predicted model, not a curated record